AUGCCCGUCACCAAGCUUCCCUUCCACGCAGAUCACAUUGGAUCACUGAUCCGCCCAGCAACAGUUUCGGAGGCGCAGGAAAAGGCCGAUGCAGGCCAGAUCUCGCAAGAGGAGUUGAGAGAGGUGCAGAGGAAAGAGAUUGCGGAUAUUGUGAAGAAGCAGCAGGACCAUAAUGUUCGUGCCUUGUGCUCGGGAGAGUUCGACAGGAAGUACUAUUUCUCUGGCUUCUUUGAGAAGCUCGAUGGCUUCAAGGAGGUCAGCCCGGUGCCAUGGGACCUGGCCAGACUUUCGGCGGCACCGAUCGCUGCGUUGAAGAAGGCCGGCAAGCAGUACCCGAUGGCUGCGAUUUGUGAGGGCAAGAUCAAGUACUCGAAGAGCCCGUACUUGGACAACUGGAAGCUGUUGAGGCAUCAGCUUCCUCAGGAGCAAUGGGGACAGGCCAAGUUCACUAUGCCACCUCCAUGCUACUUUCACCUUCGAUUAGUACCAGGAAAGUGCUAUCCAAAGGAAGUGUAUGCCACCGAAGCGGAGUUCUUCGAUGACCUGGCUGCAGCGUACAGGCAAGAGUUCAAGACUUUGUACAACGAAGGUCUGAGGAACAUUCAGAUCGAUGACCCGACUCUUGCAUACUUCUGCUCGGAUGACAUGCUGAAGGGUCUUCGUGAGGAUGGCGAGGAUACUGAAAAGUUGUUCGAUCUGUACCUCAAGGCACACAACGACUGCAUCGCCGAUCGUCCAGAUGACCUUCACGUCGGUCUGCACAUCUGCAGAGGUAACUUCUCCAAGUCUAUGCACUUUAGCGAGGGAUCAUAUGAAAAGAUCGCCGAGCGCUUCUUCAAGACCCUCAACUACGACACCUUCUACCUCGAGUACGACAACCCACGAUCCGGUGGCUUCGAGCCCCUCCGAUUCCUCCCGAAGCACAAGAACGUCGUACUUGGUGUCGUGACCACCAAAGACCCACAGCUAGAGGACCAGAACCUGAUCAAGAGCCGUGUGCAGGAGGCUGCGCAGAUCAUCGCCAAAGGUCAAGGACGUAGUGUGGAGGAGGCGAUGGAGAACAUUGGUAUCAGCCCACAGUGUGGCUUCGCGAGUGUCGCUAUUGGAGCGGAUGGCAUGACGGAGGAGAAGAUGUUUGCUAAGCUGAAGUUGGUGCAAGACGUGGCUAAAGACCUUUGGCCCGAUCGACCUUGA
Fulvia fulva is the source of this 1194-nucleotide messenger RNA. RefSeq lists its product as uncharacterized. Lineage: Eukaryota; Fungi; Ascomycota; Dothideomycetes; Mycosphaerellales; Mycosphaerellaceae. The coding region runs from base 1 to 1194 and encodes 397 amino acids. The record is from RefSeq and is a predicted model, not a curated record. Gene Ontology annotation, molecular function: 5-methyltetrahydropteroyltriglutamate-homocysteine S-methyltransferase activity; zinc ion binding. The transcript has 2 exons.